Molecule: messenger RNA, 2833 nt
Organism: Cuscuta epithymum
Lineage: Eukaryota; Viridiplantae; Streptophyta; Magnoliopsida; Solanales; Convolvulaceae
Source: the annotation of a GenBank genome assembly
UGUAUGAGGUGUCCUUGGAUAGCUCUUGAAGUGUAGUUUCAUAAUUGAGUGGUCUUUGUUCGAGGAGAGAGAGCUUAUCUUACAAAAAUCGAUCUGGAACGAGCAGUGGUCUGUGAACUCGAGCUGUGAGAGUGCUGAGACUGUUUGGUUGAUAUCUCGAGUUUUACCAAUCCAAUUAAGGCGUGUGAGAUACCAAAAGAAAGCUCUCAAGACGAGGAAUCCGUGAAGGUCUGGUUUGCAUCAAUCGGAGUAGAGUAAGGCUUCCAAAUCGUCCGAGCAGAACGCGACCUCGCAGGGACGGAUUUACUCUUCUAAGAAUCGAGUUAGCCGGAAAACACCCGUUCUAGGGGCUGUUUUCGUAUCAACGAUUAGGGGUUGAAAUAGCAACUUGAGGAGGCUGUUUAGCACCCAUUUCUAAGCAAGGAAUCAGUUCUCAAGCUUCCUUGGCCGAGGCUUUAGCCAUUGGAUCGAGAGGGAAGGUUUUAAAGCUCAUUUGAGGUUGAGGCUAGAGCUUGCUUCCUGUGCUCGUUGCUCGAGAGAUCAUCUAGGAGCGAAGACUUGGUUCGUGCUUCCUCCAUUCGGAUUUUAAACAUUAAUAAACAUGCUCAUGGAUAUUUUACUUUAGAGCCUGCGUGCUCAUGUUUGCCCUGUGUGGCCCUUUGUUUUAAACAAUGUUUUCCGCUGCGUAUUGAAUUGCUUAUUAUGUAUGUUUAUGGAUGACUUAUGUGUGAAUGAUAUUCAUGACGCCUUGUAUAAUAUGAAUGUGUUGGACUGCGGUUGACUAUUCGUAUUGUACGGCGGGUUGUUGACGUGUCCGGGGAGGUCCGGGGCGUGACAAUUAAGUUGGUAUCAGAGCCUUAGUCCAUAAACUUCAUAAUGAAGUCUCAAAAUUCUCUUUUUGAAAAGAUUUUGAAAACCAUAAGCAUAGAAGUUUUGUACUUGGAGAGCUUUUGGUACUUGGGUUGCAAGGUCUCUAAUUGUUAAGAUGGUACCCUUAGCAAUUGGUAUGGCAGUGACUCGAGCCAAAAUGUGUCUUAAGUACCUAUCCGUCAAUUGACAUUUGAUACGAGUCUAACGACUCUUUCCCAAUUUCUUUCAGAAAUGGACCGUGGUGGCAGGAUUACUAGGAGAAACCCGACCGGCCGUGUACCAGAGGAGACUGGACAGGGCAGUCGAAGGACCUCUAGGGCAUCUAGAGGAGCUGGCCGUGGAGGCCGAUCACAGACCGUGAGUGACGGUCAUGUCGACACAGAAAGUGAAACCUACUGGUCCUAUGAGGACUCGACUUACCAACCGGGGACCGAGCCGGUUGAGACCCCUUACGAAGGGGAUGACGAUGAUGUGAGCGAUGAAGAGGGGGAGAAUGACUCCCUAGCAAGAAUAGAGGCGCUGCUCCAACAAUAUCACCGUGAGCGUGAAGAGAGGAGGGAACGCCGAAGGCGCCGGGCUGGGCAACCUUCGGGCAUGGCUUCACGAGGAGGAAGUCAUGGUGCAUCUAGAGUCCAUGUGGAACCACGUGGAGGCCAAAAUGAUGGAGGUCCAACCAUAAGGAUCUCCAAGUACAUCAAAGAAGCAAGAGAUUUGGGGUGCAAACCCUUUGAUGGAGCAGGGGACAUUUCAGUGGCAGCACAAUGGAUCAAGAGGCUAAAUGAAGCGGCCCUUGACAUGCAAAUCGCGCCGAAUCUCAAACUGAGAAUUGCGGUAAGAUUGCUCGAGGGGAUGGCAUCCAAGUGGUGGGAUGGAACCAAGAACAAGUACGGUGAGACCGUUGUUUGGGAGGACUUCCAACGGGAGUUCUUUGCCCAAUACUAUUCUGAUUUCGAGGUGAAUAAGAAGGUGAGGGAAUACACCCUCCUAACCCAAGGGGGUAACAUGUCAGUGAAGGAGCUGGAGUACAAGUUCCGGGAUCUCGCCGACUACAUACCGGAGUAUGCUUGUGACGAGAACCGCAUGGUGAACCACUUUUGGGACGCUCUUGACUUGGAGAUACGUGAUAGGGCAACGCAAUUGCCUAAUAUGACUUUCGCCCAAGUGGUUGAACAAGCAUUGAAAGGGGAGAAACAGUGGGAGGAACGGAAGAAGAGAGACGCCGAAGAGGCGAAGAAGAGAAAAUGGGAGAGUCAUGGCUCCCAAGGUUCCAACAAAAGGGGGAACCACGGAGGAGGAUCUUUCCGGGCACCACCGCCACCAUCAAGGGGGAACCAAGGCCCAAGUGGGCAAGGCUUGAGGUCACAGACCUCAGUGGUAACUCGUUGCAACAAUUGCAAGAGGAACCAUUCCGGUAAAUGUCGCGACCCCCCCUAGAUGUUUCCAAUGUGGGGAUGCCGGGCAUUUGAAGGCACAUUGCCCACAACUGGGCGGGGCAAGGACAUCGGGACCAAGUAGUGGCCCGACGGGUACACGGAAUCAGACCGGGGCUUCUCAAGCAAGCAGGGGGCAAGGGGGAGCAAGUGCGAGCAACGCGCCAUCCGUGAACCAAGGGAGGACCCAGGCUAGGGUCUAUGCGAUGACGGAGGCGGAUGCUCAAGCUAACCCGGACUCCGUCGCAGGUUGAGGCUAGAGCUUGCUUCCUGUGCUCGUUGCUCGAGAGAUCAUCUAGGAGCGAAGACUUGGUUCGUGCUUCCUCCAUUCGGAUUUUAAACAUUAAUAAACAUGCUCAUGGAUAUUUUACUUUAGAGCCUGCGUGCUCAUGUUUGCCCUGUGUGGCCCUUUGUUUUAAACAAUGUUUUCCGCUGCGUAUUGAAUUGCUUAUUAUGUAUGUUUAUGGAUGACUUAUGUGUGAAUGAUAUUCAUGACGCCUUGUAUAAUAUGAAUGUGUUGGACUGCGGUUGAC